Molecule: messenger RNA, 221 nt
Organism: Rotaria socialis
Lineage: Eukaryota; Metazoa; Rotifera; Eurotatoria; Philodinida; Philodinidae
Source: the annotation of a GenBank genome assembly
AAUUCCUCAAAUCAGGAGAAGCUGCUAUGGUUAGAAUGAUUCCAUCGAAACCAAUGUGUGUCGAAAAAUUCGCUGAUUUCCCGCCAUUGGGUCGAUUUGCCGUUCGUGAUAUGCGUCAAACAGUUGCUGUCGGUGUCAUCAAGGAUGUCGAAAAGAAAGCUAUAUCAACAGCCAAAGGUGGCAAACCAGUAGCUGCAGCCGCCAAAGGUGGCAAAAAAUAG